Messenger RNA from Perca flavescens (yellow perch), 1374 nucleotides. Its product is annotated as piggyBac transposable element-derived protein 4-like. The record is from RefSeq and is a predicted model, not a curated record. Lineage: Eukaryota; Metazoa; Chordata; Actinopteri; Perciformes; Percidae. The transcript has 3 exons. The coding region runs from base 1 to 1374 and encodes 457 amino acids.
AUGGUCCUCAACGACGCCACACGCGUCCGCAACAUACUCUCCACGUUCGACCUGUUGGUCACGCGGCGCAUACUAGAGAUCCUGGUGACCGCCACGAACCUCGAGGGCCUGAGGAAAUGCGGCAACGACUGGAAAGUGACGGACGUCACGGAGCUGCGCAGCUACCUCGGGCUGCUGCUCCUUGCCGGCGUGUACAGGUCCCGAAACGAGGCCCUGGAGAGCCUGUGGCACGAGGAGAGCGGCAGGGCCAUUUUCCGCGGCACAAUGUCGCUCAAGCGAUUCCACGCGCUCUCGCGAGUGCUGCAAUUUGACGACCGCGAGACGAGAGGCGCCAGACGAGCCUUGGACAAACUGGCGGCCAUACAAGAAGUGUGGGACGCCUGGGUGCGGCGGCUGCCUCGCCUCUACAACCCGGGCCCCGACGUGACCGUAGACGAGCAGCUGGUUCCCUUUCGAGGUCGAUGCUCCUUCCGCCAGUACAUGCCCAGCAAGCCCGCCAGGUACGGACUCAAGUCGUGGGUGGCCUGCGACGCCGGCUCCAGCUACUUGUGGAACAUGCAGGUCUACACGGGCAAGUCUGUGAGCGGCGAGCCCGAGAGGAAUCAGGGCGCCCGAGUGGUGAUGGACCUGACCGAGGGCCUGCGGGGCCCCCGCAAUGUGACGUGCGACAACUUUUUCACCUCCUACGAGCUGGCCUGGCGGCUCCUCCACGACAGGCGCCUCACCAUGGUGGGCACGAUGCGCAAAAACAAGCCCGAGCUGCCGCGCGCCUUGCUCGACACCAAGGGCCACGCGAUCUUCUCGUCCAGGUUCGCCUUCACGCCCACCGUCACUCUGGUGUCCUACGUGCCCAAGAGGAACAGGAACGUGGUGCUGCUGAGCACACUGCACACGGGGGACGCGCGGGUCAGCGCCUCCACGGCCACCAAGCCCGACAUCAUCCUGCACUACAACAGCACCAGGGGCGGCAUGGACAACCUGGACAAGCUCGUCGGCACGUACAGCUGCCGCAGGAAGACGGCGCGCUGGCCCCUCGCCCUGUUCCACAACAUCCUCGACGUGUCCGCCUACAACGCCUUUGUGCUCUGGCCAGAGCUUAGGCCCGAGUGGCUGCGUGGCAAGCUCAACAGGCGCAGGGAUUUCCUCGAGCAGCUGGGCAGGGCGCUCGUCACUCCGCUCAUCGAGAGACGCUCGCGUCUCCCUCGCACGCAAGCGUCCGCCGCGCUCAUCAAAGCCAUGGCGGCGAGGUCAUGCGAGCCGAGGUCAGGCGCUGGUAAAAAGGACCGCAAGACACACACCGUGUGCGGUGGCUGCCAGAGAUACGUCUGCGGGAGCUGCACACAGCCCUACUGCGCGGACUGCGUGAGGCAGUAG